This is a messenger RNA of Necator americanus (New World hookworm), 405 nucleotides long. RefSeq lists its product as uncharacterized. The transcript has a single exon. Bases 1 to 405 code for a protein of 134 amino acids. The record is from RefSeq and is a predicted model, not a curated record. Lineage: Eukaryota; Metazoa; Nematoda; Chromadorea; Rhabditida; Ancylostomatidae.
AUGGCGAUCUGUACUUAUAACGCACGUAUGCUUGCAUCGGAUGUGGCCAUUAAAAAUCUGAUGAUGCAAGCCAGAAAACUUAAGUACGACGUCCUCGGAGUGAACGAGACGAAACGACGUCACCCUCCCAACGCCGUAUAUGAAACUGGAGAAGAACUGUUCUUAGGAACAUGCGACAGUAGAGGUGUUGGUGGAGUUGGCAUCCUCAUGAACACGAGUCGCUUACGCUCCAACAUCAAGCAACGAAGGAGAAGAAGUCGAAGCUUUCUAUAUGGACCUGAAGAACUUCUACCGAGAAGAUCAUGCCUUCUACAUGGUCAUAAUUGGCGAUUUCAACGCCAAGAAUGGCCCAAGAAGAACACCGGAGGAACUUCACAUCGAGACCCACGGCCUACAAUGGAAUGA